GUUAACUUUCCCGUUUGACGGAGGCCUUGACGGCUCUUAGUAUAUAGUACAUGCACCCGGUGAUGGCGUCAGUCCUCUCUAACACACCACCACUGCCAGCAUGAUGAAAGGUCUCUUCCCGAUCGCCCUCAUUGUGGCCACCACCCUCGCUGACGUAAGCGGCUCUGUUCUCGUCGCCACGGGUCUGAGCGCGGCGGGUUUGGCUGCCGGAGGUUUGGCUGUUGGUGCCUUGGCUGUUGGCGCAAAGCUUCUGGUUCUUAAGGCCAAAAGGCGCCGUCACGGCCGCGAGGCUGCCCCAUCUUGUGUUUCCUUCGACAACCCAGAAAUGUACUUCGCUCUGGCAGCCAACGGUGACUUUCUGGAUUGUGGGCGCCGCUUCGUUUGUGAGCUAGAGGCGACGCCUGACGAGAACCUUGCCCAGGAGGAACGACUCAUCCGUAACCUUUUCGGACAAGACUCCGUCGCCGUCAACAGCAGCGCUGCUGAAUUUUACGCCGAGGCCGGCAGGCUUGGAGCCGUCGAGGGCAUGGAUGCUUGCGCUGCCACCUUCUCUAGGUGCCCCUUCGAUCGCAAGACCAUCUUUCUGGAAUUCAAGGAGGCUCAGGCAGCCCAGUGAGGCUGUGUGGGUGGGUGUGUAGUUGUCUUACGAGGAUGAGUGACAGCCGCGGUGUAGGGCUGCACGCAGACCCCGAGGACUGGUAGUGCGGCAGCUGCGGCCGUGGCCUUCACUCCUUCUCUCUCCUCUCCUCUCCUCUCCCCUCCCCUCCCCUCCCCUCCCCUCUCC
Molecule: messenger RNA, 784 nt
Organism: Eriocheir sinensis (Chinese mitten crab)
Lineage: Eukaryota; Metazoa; Arthropoda; Malacostraca; Decapoda; Varunidae
Exons: 3
Coding region: 101-616 (171 amino acids)
Source: RefSeq, a predicted model, not a curated record